This is a messenger RNA of Platichthys flesus (European flounder), 3634 nucleotides long. It is a transcript of the gene mms19, whose product is annotated as MMS19 homolog, cytosolic iron-sulfur assembly component. Gene Ontology annotation, biological process: iron-sulfur cluster assembly. The transcript is spliced from 31 exons. NCBI's taxonomy places the organism in Eukaryota, Metazoa, Chordata, Actinopteri, Pleuronectiformes, Pleuronectidae. Gene Ontology annotation, cellular component: MMXD complex; cytosolic [4Fe-4S] assembly targeting complex. Bases 36 to 3131 code for a protein of 1031 amino acids. The record is from RefSeq and is a predicted model, not a curated record.
AUGCGCAGUCUCAGCAGCGGAGCCUCAGGGGAGCGAUGGCCGCGGACAGCUCCUUGCUGCUGUCUCUGGUGGAGGAAUAUGUCUCUGGACUCCAGGACAGCAAGGCCAAAGACACCGCGACGGGUGUCAAAGAUGGAGAGUUUACAGUCCUGCAGCUGGUGGAGGCACUGGGACUGAGUUUGACGAGCUCUCAGCCGCACACUCGAGCUAGAGGGGUCCAGCUGCUGUCUGAGGUUUUGCACGAGUGCUAUGAAAACCUUACAGAGAGAGAAGUGGAAGUGCUGAUUGCUUUCUAUGAAAACCGCCUAAAGGACCAUUACGUCAUCACACCGUCCGUCUUACAGGGACUCAGAGCUCUGACAAAAUGUGCGGCGUUGCCUCCUGGCUCAGCUGUGUCCAUGCUGAGGUCUUUGUUCCAGGAUGUUCACGUACAGUCUCUGAUGCUGGCAGAGAGGUCGUGUGUCUACAGCAUGCUCAUCAACCUCAUGGAGACCAGAGAGGCUGAGCUGAAGGGUUUAGGGGCAGACUUUGUGUUUGGCUUUGUUCAGUCGAUGGAUGGUGAGAGGGAUCCUCGCAACCUCCUGCUCGCCUUCCAGAUUGCAAAGAGCAUCAUACAUCGAGGCUAUGAUCUAGGUAAAUUCACAGAGGAGCUGUUCGAAGUGACGUCCUGCUAUUUCCCCAUCGACUUCACCCCCCCUUCUAAUGACCCCCACGGCAUCACCAAGGAGGACCUCAUCGAGGCGCUGCGGGCCGUCCUCUCCGGGACACCAAAGUUUGCAGAGUUUGUGUUGCCUCUCAUCAUCGAGAAGCUGGACUCGGACGUUCAGAGUGCCAAGCUGGACUCGCUGCAGACUCUGACUUCUUGUAUGUCACAAUAUGAACAUAAGGAUUUGGCAGAAUUCCUUGAGGGACUGUGGACGUCACUUCGCAGAGAGGUUUUUCAGACCUCCAGCGAGAGGAUCGAGACUGCAGGCCUCGCCGCUCUCACCGCACUCACUUCCUGUCUCUCUCGCUCAGUCCUCAACUCUGACUCUGAAGACUCUCUCAGCACCUUCCUGGAUCUUGUUCUCACAGAUUGCAAGCAUCAUCUGUGUGAGCCGGACCUGAAGCUGGUGUGGCCCAGCGCCAAGCUGCUGCAGGCCGCAUGCAGUGCGUCCAGCAGGGCGAGCCACAUCAUCACAGCCGCUGUCAUGCCCGCCCUCGUCGAGCAGUACAGCAGCAGAACACAGUGUUCCCAUAGACGGACGUUGCUGGAUGUGGUGCUGCGGUUCAUCCAGUCAGUGACGAGCAGCCAGUCCUCAGAGAACGAAGAGAGCAUGUUUUUAGCCUUUCGUCAGUCUCUGUGUGACAUGGUGUUCUCGGCCUUGUCGGAGACUAACUCCAGUCUGCAGAUCACUGCCACCACCAUGCUCACCUCACUGGCACAGCAAACAGGUCUGCUGCUGGACGCUGAUAUCGAGCUGGCUGUGGAUCACCUGACCAGACUGCUGCUGACCGAGGAGGAUGAGAAAGUCAGUGUUGCUGUGGUCAGUUGUGCCGGAGCCUUGGCAGAGCUACACCCAACAAUCUUUAUCUCUAAAUUCAUCCCAAGACUAAAGAAGGAGAUGUUUUCUGAGCCCAUGGACCAAGACAACAACAGGGAAGCUUCUGAGAAACAUUCCCAUCAUUCAGUGCGUCAGCAGUGUUUAUCUGCCCUGGCUGCGGUGUCCAUCCGACCCAGUGUUGUCCAGGAGAGCACGCCUGUCCUCCUGGAGGUCCUCAGCUCGGCACAUGCAGGUAGCGUCGGUUUCUCAGUUGAGGAGGUGGUGUUGGCGUGCCGCAGCCUCCAGAAGAUAGCGGAGCAGGUUCAGGACACUGAGGAGACGGGGCGAUGCUUCCAUGAACUCAUCAUCCCACGCCUGCUCUCACUGGCGCUCCAAGCGGCACUGCAGGGUGAGGGGUCUUCUGGUCGUCGUAGUCCUCUGGUAGAGGAAGUUGUCCUGUCUGCUGUGGUCUCUGUCAUCAGUACUUCCUGCUCCAGGCUGCAGCCAAAGUUGGCGGAACAGACGGCGGCUAGGGCUGUCUCUCUCUUCUUGGACGAUGAUAUUUCCUUUUUGCCUGACAACUCCUUCCCCUCACACAUCCAGCUGCUCAAGCAGCCGCAGAGGGAGUCCUGGAGCCAGUCACAGAUGGUUUGUCUGCUCAUGGGCUGUGUCUGCUCCUUACCUCGCACUGUGGCGGUGCCUCAGAUAGAGCAGCUGCUGUCUCAGCUGGAGGAGAUGAGCUGCACCUCUACCCACCCUCUCUCAUACACCUCUGCUGCCAAGUGCUUCGCUGGGCUGGUCAACAAGCAAUCGCAGGGUGAUUCUCUCGACAGUUUGAUUCAGAGGACGAUGAAGAGAGUGUGUGGCGAGCUGGACUCGACAUCGUCACCUACCCGCACUCAGGCUUUCACCCUCAUGAUCUGGGUGGCCAAAGGUUUGCUUCUCCGAUACCACCCUCUGUCCACAGCACUGACUGACAAGCUCUUCUCUCUGCUCGACGAUGCCGAUCUGGGGCCGAUGGCGGCAGAAGGCUUCUCGCUGCUGAUGAGCGACUCUGCCGACGUCCUGAACCGCGGCUGCCACGCCGACCUCCGCAUCAUGUACCGCCAGCGCUUCUUCAGUGAGAACUCUGCAAAGUUGGUUCAGGGCUUCAAUGCUGCACCGCAAGAGAAGAAGUCCAACUACCUGAAGGCUCUGUCCAACAUCGUCAACAAACUUCCGAAGCAGGUUCAAAUCACUGAGCUACCAGCGCUCCUGUCCCUGCUGCUAGAGGCCUUGUCAUGUCCCGAUCAGGGCGUCCAGCUGUCCACCCUGUCCUGCCUGGAGCCCGUCCUCAUCGACCCACCGCCGGCUCUCAUCCAGCAGCUGGAGGCUUUGUUCAGCAGGUUGCUGGCCCUCGUCUCCAGUCCUACCAUGAGUGUAAAGAUCACCUCGCUGCGCUGCAUCCAUGCCCUCUCCCGCCUGCCCACACACGAGAUUUUUCCAUUUCGGGCGCGGGUUCUGAAAGCUCUGGCUCGGCCUCUGGACGACAAGAAGAGGAGGGUGAGGAGCGAAGCGGUACUGGCACGGGGGGAGUGGUACCUCGUGGGAAGUCCUGGGGGAAGGUGAUUUUUACAUCUCCACACCCACCCCCGUCUCUCGUUCCUUCCCCAGUCCCGACCUCCUCUCUCUCCAGGACCACAUCCUCUCAAUCCAACCACACAAGAGCUCCUGCUCCUUGGUUUAACUCCACCCACCAUCUUCUCCCCCCUUUUUACUGGCAUACUUUAGUUGCCUGUAUUCUCAUGAACGCACAAGUAAGAGAAUGUGGACUCCCUUAAGUUACAAGAAUGAAAAUUUGAAUACAUUUGAUGCCUUGUGUACGUUGUUGUCAUUCUCUCUACACGACGCAGACAUUGUGUGGAUUUGUGCCAUGACACUUUGAUUGUGUAUAAUUUGAUUUUUUUGUUACUCUCCACAAAGUUUUCUCUUUCACUCAGACCCUCCAAGAAUUCAUUAUACAGUGAUGACAUUUUCAAAUGUUAGGUAUGUUUGCUUGAUAAAUAACCACAUUUUUUUAUCAGAUGAUUUUCUGACUACUUACUAAAUAAUAAAACCUGAAGUGUUUUUUU